AUGUUCAAUUCAUAAAAGACGACAUAGGAAAGAAAGACGAAUGAAAACAUAAACAAUCUGCGACACCACAGAAUAAAAAGAGGAAAUUAUAGUAAUUAUCAUUAGCACUAAUGAAUGUGAUCUCACGUCGUUCUAGAACAAUGUCACGUCACUACAGGAUGUAAAACCUUAAUGUAGUGGAAAUAAGAGUAAAGCAGGAAGCAGUCGUCGUGCGUGAGAGGAACCGGCGCGCACUGAUGAGUUCCUUACAGAUACCGCGGCUAUUGUGGAUGGAACUUUGGUUUUCGAGUUUUGUGCAUCCAAAAUGUACGAGUAGAUAAGAUUGAUAUCAAUGCUAUGAAGGACCAUCUCCUAAGUAAGAGUGUUUUUGAAAAAGUCUUAAAACUAUUUUUAAGAUAAAGACUUCCUACGCUCCUGAAGGUGAAUGGUUUCCGAAAGAGCUUAACUUUUUAAAAAAAGAGCUGGAAGUAAGAUUUUUCACAUAAUUUACGCAGAUAUGCGAGGAAACUGGAAUAAUAUCUUAAGUGAACUUAAAAUUCACCAAGUUGUCAGUUUUAAAAAUAAUAUCGAAUGUUAUCGCAUUCGGACUUAUUUUUAAAUCUUUCAAUGUCACUCAUUACGAGGUGCUCAUUAGGUCACGUAAUGAUUGCAGCAGAUUGUCCGGCGAGUUUCACCAAACAAACCAUAACGAAAACAUACCCCGUCGACCCACAAGUCCACAUAAGCCACCUCGUAACACACAUUACGAAUUUUCUGAAGCCCGGGGCGCAGGCGCGUGGGGCGGCCGCCGACCGGCGCGCGCGCACUGCCAGUCCACCACGCGGAGUCGCGUCGCGCAGCUGUCGCGAGCCAACCGGAACACUGCCUACCCAAUCCGUCAGUUAUUUUUUUUACCAAUAUUUUAAUCUAAUUUCAAUCAUCUAGUUUCUAGCUAUUGUGAAAAAAUAUUUAUAGUAUCCAUUCAGUUGCUUACUUCGUGACCGACUUCAGCGAUUAUAUCGUUUCCACUCAUUGUACCUGUAAUGUGGUGUAAUAGAGCCUUAUCUAACAUAGCGUAAUACGACUGGUUAAUCUUGUUAAUUAUUGCAUAACGUCAUACUCCUUUUUCACCCUUGGUUUGACGUAAGACGUUAGCGUGUGGUGCGGUAGGUCAUGUAACAUGGACAGUACUGUUUUUGCCCCGAACGUGACAUCUUAGGAGAGCUCGUAAUUGUAUCCUAGCUGAAAUAUCACAGGAAGUGCAUUAGUACAUGUUUAUGCAACCUCAUUCCAUGUGCUCGUGACAGUGUAAACUUAUUUCCUAGCUUUAUUGAAAAUGUGUUAGACUUAAAUGGAAAUGGCUUGUCGCUGAAACCGAUUUGAAUAACGUGCCUCGUGUUGGUGUUAGUUAACAAGUAAAUUACUUCCUUGGUACCUUUGAUUGAUUCAUAGCACUUUAUCUCGGUUUAUCUUUCAUUUAGUGAUAGCAUUUGUUACGCGAGCAGUGAUUUGUUUGCACUCAUCUUUGAUUGUAUUGUUUGAGUGAUGUAUAGAGUGCACUAAUGUCAGUUUGACGUGACCUGUCAAAUCUUCAUUUUCGUUAACCUGUUACGUCAAAACAACGGUACAGCUUCUCGUGGUGCGCAAUUUGUCGGCUAAUCAUUGGGCACAAUUAGGUGUAUUUACUCUUAUAUAACUUAAGUAUUUAAUUCCGUUGCUGACGUAAGCCUUUAACUAGCCUGUAUUUACUUCAAUUUAUACAUAACGAGGUUUUUAACCUACAUUGUUUGCGAUACUUAAUUGUUUGAAAGCUCAAAUGAUGUCUGGGCCAUUAAUUAAUGCCAAGUUAACUAAUAGAUUAUCGGGGAUAACGUUGCCAAAUAGUAUGUUAUACAACAAACCAACAAAUUGUUCAGUGUCAAAAUACCAGUGCAAUUUAUUAUUUUCGGCACAAGAAACACUCGAAAUAUUUUAUUAAAUUCCAUUUUAAAUUUUGAAAAUUUCGACCUUAUAUCUGACCUUUUAGGUGGAAUCCCCAGACACAUUAACCGAUAAGUAGAUAAAAAAAAGCUUUUGUGUCCGUUAAUUCGAUCGUUAAGCGUUAAGAUAUUUUAAGAAUGUAGACGAUCAUUAGGAAGUACACAUAUCUAACUAUGACGUAUCUAUGCAUGUUAUAAACCGGUGUUCUUUUAAAUAUCAGUUCUGUACAUGAAAAAAACAUUGAAAAAAAGCAGUCAAUAAUCGAAACUAAAAUGGGCUUUUCAUCAUUUUCUUCUUUUUCCGUCGGAGAUUUUAGAUCUAGCUUAACUCACCCUAGAAUAAUGAUCAGGAGUGCUGGUUUCUUGCUUACUUAUUAUUUCUUGGGCAUACGCGCAUGAAUUCGAAAGAUACGUAGGUGCUUGCCGGGAUUUGAUCCUACGACCAUAUGACUUGGCAGUCUAAACUAUCAUAACGCAAGGUUAUAGUUUCGUUAACCAAUCUUCUGAUGACCGUAGACCGUAUCAUCUUCUUAAGAUUUUUUAAGUACAUUUUUUCCACCAUUUUACUUUUAAUUGUUUACAAAUCUUAAGUUAUCACUUUUAAUUAUAGGUUCGAGCUGUCUCCAAUGCCAAAGUGCAUCGUCAGUGCGUGAGAACAAUCAUACAAUACGUGACAUUACGACUGCUUUCGAGAUCAGAGACCGUUGCCUUGCACUAGCGGCGAGAGUGAGUGAUCGGUGUAGUUUGUUAGUGUAAGUGUUAGUGAAGUAUAGACAAGAACUUUUGUUUACGAGUUGGAAGAUCAUCGAGAGAUAUGAAGUUUCGAGACAAUCAAGACACUUGCAUGGGACGCUGUGAUGCGUCAUAACAUGCGGCCGCCGAGCACCGCCGCCCCGAUGCGCCGAAGCAAACCACCAGACAGACACAAACUCACACUCUAAACAUAAACAAACUAGUCGACACUUCAAACCAAAGUUAAGUUCAAAUGCUGUGAUAUUGGCAAGAGAUUUGAACUGUGAUAGAAACGAAAAUGGGCGUCACCGUGCUCUUAGCAUCAACAGCUCUCAAAACAGUGAGUGUUACGGGACUGUGGUUGAUACCACUGUUACUCGGAGCACUCACAUACCACAAUUACAAUUCUUACGACCCGGAAGCAAGGAUAUUAGAUAAGGAACCGUUGAAGGAGUAUGACUUCGUGGUGGUCGGCGGCGGCUCGGCUGGUGCUGUGGUGGCGAGUCGACUCAGCGAGGUCAAGACUUGGAAUGUUCUUCUAUUAGAGAGCGGUCCGGAUGAAAACGAGAUAACGGACGUGCCUUCGUUAGCCGGCUACCUUCAGCUAACGAAGUUGGACUGGCAGUACAAGACAGAGCCUACGUCCUACGCCUGCCUGGGGUUCAAGAAGCACAGGUGCAGUUGGCCGAGAGGAAAGGUACUCGGAGGUUCAAGUGUGCUGAACUACAUGAUUUACGUGCGCGGCAAUCGAUACGACUUCGAUCAGUGGGAGUCGAAUGGCAAUCCUGGCUGGGGUUACCAAGAUGUCCUCAAGUACUUUAUCAAAUCAGAAGACAACAGAAACCCAUAUUUGGCGAAAAGCAAGUAUCAUGGUAGAGGCGGGUAUCUUACGGUACAAGAAGCCCCUUGGAGAACGCCUUUAGUGGCUGCCUUUGUAGAGUCAGGAGUCGAAAUAGGAUACGAUAACCGAGACAUAAACGGGGAAAUACAAACUGGGUUUAUGAUCGCCCAAGGAACCAUUCGACGUGGAUCUAGAUGCAGUACAGCUAAGGCAUUUUUGAGACCAGUUCGGACAAGAAAAAAUCUUGACAUAUCACUAAACUCACAAGCUACAAGAAUCCUCAUUAACCCUGUUACGAUGAAGGCUUAUGGGGUGGAAUAUGUAAAACAUGGAGUGAAACACGUAGUAUACGCACGAAAAGAAGUAAUUUUAUCGGCCGGUGCAAUCAAUAGUCCACAGUUACUUAUGUUGUCAGGUAUUGGCCCCAAAGACCAUUUACGUGACGUAGGUAUUAAAGUGCUGAAAGAUUUACCUGUUGGAGAGAAUUUACAAGAUCACGUUGGAGUUGGCGGUCUAACGUUCUUAGUGGACAAACCUGUGGCAAUUGUACAAAACAGAUUCCAAGCGUUCCCAGUAACCAUGAAUUAUGUCGUUAACGAAAGAGGGCCUAUGACAACACUUGGAGGACUCGAGGGCAUUGCUUUUGUGAACACCAAAUACGCAAACAAAUCCGGCUUGUGGCCAGAUAUCCAGUUCCAUAUGGCUCCAGCGUCUUUCUCGUCUGACAAUGGACAGGUCGUCAGAAAAAUUCUAGGACUCACUGAUGAGGUUUAUGACACAGUAUACAGGCCGAUAGCUAACAAGGAUGCGUGGACCAUUAUGCCUUUGUUGCUACGACCAAACACAAGAGGCUACGUUAGACUAAGAAGUUCUAACCCUUUUCAUUAUCCUAAGAUGAAUCCUCGUUACCACGAAGAUCCAUUGGACGUGGCGCGUCUAGUGGAAGGCAUCAAAAUAGCUCUACAAGUUGCGAACGCGUCUCCAUUUAAGCAGUUUGGUUCAAGACUCUACAUGAAACCGCUACCAAAUUGUAAGCAGUUUAAGUUUAUGUCUGAUGAAUACAUUGAGUGCCAAGUGAGGACUAUAUCUAUGACGAUAUACCAUCAGAGUGGGACUGCUAAAAUGGGUCCGUCUUGGGAUCCGGAAGCCGUUGUGGAUCCUCGACUUCGAGUCCACGGUGUUGAAGGACUGAGAGUGAUCGAUGCUAGUAUAAUGCCUACUAUAGUGAGUGGCAAUACGAACGCAGCAGUCAUAAUGAUAGGUGAGAAAGGUGCCGACCUCAUAAAACAGGACUGGUUGAAUAAGAAACGAUGACAGUGCUUUAAUGAAAUAACUAUUGUGAGUGACGUUCUUGUCAGUGCGUGUGCAUGACUGUUUUAGAAUCGUGAUUUCAUAGUUGCCUACGUAGAUUGUGGAUAUCUACUAGAGGUGCGAAAUGGUGUUUCUGGAAUGCAGUUACGAAACUGUUCAGACUGAUUUUAGGCUCUUAGAAGAAAUGAGAGACUCGUAACGAUUAUUAAGUUUAACACUGUUGUACCUAUACCCAUAAGUUACCAGUAGUUUUAAGUAGUGUAGUUAACUAAGUUCCAAAGAUUCACUUUCAAUAACACCGUAAAUAUCCCGUUGUUGGGUUAAAGAAGAGGCUUUCUACUUAACUUAAAUAAAAACUAAGAAAAUAACGAAAUCGAUUAAAAACUGUCAAGUCCUACGAUUCUGUUAACAUAAAUGCAGCUUCUUUAUCAAAUUAAUUCAUAGAAUCUCAAAAUUGAAAUAAAUUUUAUUGUUCUAUAAGUCACUGUUAUAAAAAAUGUUUUUCCAUCGAAAUCAUUAACAAUACGUCGAACCUUCCUCGAAUCUGAACAACUCCGCUGCCCCGCUAAUAAUAAACACAGUAGCAAUAUUUUUCCAUGGCUCAUGGGACAGGGAAAUGGUUAAGAUUCGAAUUUGGAGUUCCAAACACAAACGCUAUUUAAAAAGUAUUCAAAAAUUGUAUUUGUUAGUAUAAAUACCUUUUCAAUAGUGUGCGUGUGUAGAUCGUACCUGUUAUUUUAAAUUGUUAUAACUUAUAUGUUAAACUAUUGUACAUUGUGUAAAUACGUAAACUAGAUACUAAUAUGUUAUAAUCUUAUUUAUUUGGUUAGUAAUGCCAUAACAAGUAACUUUCUCAUCACAUUCGUCCAUUACCGUAGCGACGCCAUGUUUGUUCAUGAUCAUUGUUUUUGUUGCAAAUAUAAAUGUUUUAUUAUUA
Messenger RNA from Trichoplusia ni (cabbage looper), 5779 nucleotides. RefSeq names its product glucose dehydrogenase [FAD, quinone]. Gene Ontology annotation, molecular function: flavin adenine dinucleotide binding; oxidoreductase activity, acting on CH-OH group of donors. NCBI's taxonomy places the organism in Eukaryota, Metazoa, Arthropoda, Insecta, Lepidoptera, Noctuidae. Bases 2989 to 4845 code for a protein of 618 amino acids. The record is from RefSeq and is a predicted model, not a curated record. The transcript is spliced from 4 exons.